Molecule: messenger RNA, 585 nt
Organism: Racocetra persica
Lineage: Eukaryota; Fungi; Glomeromycota; Glomeromycetes; Diversisporales; Gigasporaceae
Source: the annotation of a GenBank genome assembly
AUGCCACAAGAUACUGUAGUUGUUUCACGCAAGUCAAUAUUUGACCAAUUCGAUUAUGAUAAAACCGAUGAAACUAAUAAGAGGAAUAUAGAAAAGAUGUUAUUCGAGAGGCUACAAGAAGUUUUAUCGAUAGAAGGUAAGAAAUCCGUGAUCCAUGCUUACGCGAAUACAAUGCCGUCAAAAAGUCUAGACGUCAACUAUAGGAAUGAUGAUGAUAAUCAAUAUAUGCAAGAAAAUCAGCAGGAUGUGCUGUUUCGCCUAUUUGCACGUGAUCCACCUACAAAAGUUUCUCUAGAACCUAGUGCGAUGUCAAAGAUUACAGUAAACAAGUUGGAAUCGUUAAAGCGAAGGAGUAAAGCAGAAAGACUCGAACAAAUUAUCGAUACAAUGGUAACUUCGUCGGAAGUGAUCAUGCAAUCAAAAACUCCAUGGGAGCGCAAUUUUGUACCACAUAAAGUGUUACAUGUGCCAUUUGAAAAUCCAAAAAGGUCGCCUGCACAGCAAAAAAGAAUAGAACACAUGGAACUUGUCCUGGCUGGCCAAAAGGUGGCAAAGGUUAUGCUUAUGGAUGGGACUAAACUGUAA